AUGUCCGAAGAAGCAACGUCUGAUAUUCCUGUUCCACGUGCUCCAGUUUCGAGGAAGAUCAAUCCCGUCCUAAAAUCAUCCGAUAUGCCAGAUGAUAUGCAGUCGAAGGUGUUUGAUCUAGCCGAAGAAGCGAUGAAUGCCAAUAAAAAGGCCGUGGACAUCGCAGCCUCUCUCAAGAAGAGUAUGGAUAAAUUAUAUGGCUCUACAUGGCAUUGUAUAGUGGGUAAAAACUUUGGCUCGUUUGUGUCUCAUGAAAGUGGUUACUUUGUCUACUUCUAUGUUGAUAGCUUGGCGUUUUUGCUAUUUAAGACUGCUUAA
This is a messenger RNA of Brettanomyces nanus, 318 nucleotides long. RefSeq lists its product as uncharacterized. The record is from RefSeq and is a predicted model, not a curated record. Gene Ontology annotation, biological process: microtubule-based process; cilium assembly. The coding region runs from base 1 to 318 and encodes 105 amino acids. The transcript has 3 exons. Lineage: Eukaryota; Fungi; Ascomycota; Pichiomycetes; Pichiales; Pichiaceae. Gene Ontology annotation, molecular function: dynein light intermediate chain binding; dynein intermediate chain binding. Gene Ontology annotation, cellular component: cytoplasmic dynein complex.